This is a messenger RNA of Papilio machaon (common yellow swallowtail), 1960 nucleotides long. It is a transcript of the gene RunxA, whose product is annotated as runt-related transcription factor 3. Gene Ontology annotation, cellular component: nucleus. Gene Ontology annotation, molecular function: DNA-binding transcription factor activity, RNA polymerase II-specific; ATP binding; RNA polymerase II cis-regulatory region sequence-specific DNA binding. The record is from RefSeq and is a predicted model, not a curated record. The coding region runs from base 475 to 1929 and encodes 484 amino acids. The transcript is spliced from 5 exons. Gene Ontology annotation, biological process: regulation of DNA-templated transcription. Lineage: Eukaryota; Metazoa; Arthropoda; Insecta; Lepidoptera; Papilionidae.
CGUACACGCUUCGCUUUGUUGACACGCAAUAGAUACAAAUUCUGCAAUGAUAAAAAGUUAAAACAAAAAUUUGACUAAUAAAUACGUAAGCGCAACGUGCGUACGACCGCGUAAAUACCGCGCGAAGUUCCGUCAUUGAAACUAGUGAAAAAGUUUUUCGUGGCGCGCGGGGGAGACACCCUCUGCGCUCGAAAAAAUCAGCCCCUCGCGUACCGCCCGCCCGCCGCCGAACUUUUCAUUCACCGGGAAAAAAAGUGUGGCAAGGCCGCCGCGUGACGUCACAGCAUCGAGUGGCCACGCGUCCGUUCCCUAGCAACGUGCUCGCAUCUCGUCACUCGACCCUUCUAAACAACAGUAAUCCUAGUACGUGUGUCACAAUGAAAGUGCUCGGGAAAGUGGGCUCGCGUUCGCCAAAAGUGUUAGUAGUGCCGAACGUGAAGUGAAAUGUAGCAGGGGGCGAAGACGACGGACUCUAUGUGCAGCACGCAGAGGUCGCGGGUGUCGAGGAUGCACCUGACGGGGGCGUCGAGCGGUGCCGUGUCGCCGGACACCAGCUCCACGUUGCUCCAUGAGACGUACACCAAGAUGACGUCGGACAUACUCGCGGAGCGCACGCUCGGCGACUUCUUGUCGGAGCAUCCGGGCGAGCUCGUGCGCACUGGCAGCCCGCACUUCGUAUGCACGGUACUGCCACCGCACUGGCGCUCCAACAAAACGUUGCCAGUGGCCUUCAAAGUGGUCGCUCUGGGUGACGUGGGCGACGGCACCCUGGUCACCGUCCGCGCCGGAAACGACGAGAACUGCUGCGCGGAGCUCCGGAACAGCUCGGCAGUUAUGAAGAACCAAGUGGCAAAGUUCAAUGACCUCCGAUUCAUCGGCCGCAGUGGUCGCGGUAAAUCCUUCACGCUAACGAUAACGGUAUCAACGACGCCGCCGCAAGUGACUACGUACAAUAAGGCCAUCAAGGUGACGGUGGACGGGCCGCGGGAACCGCGCUCCAAAACCAUGUUGUCGCUCCUAGGGCAGCAGCAGCAGUUCCACUUCGCGUUUGGGCAGCGGCCCUUCCCCUUCCCGCCCGACCCGCUCGGCGGUUUCCGCAUGCCGCCCAUCACCACAUGCCAGAACAUGAGUCAAUUCGGGCUGAGCUCGAGCAACUCGCACUGGGGUUACGGCGGCGCGGGCGCGUACCCCGCAUACCUGCCGUCGUGCGCCGCACCCGGGGCCACGCAGUUCAACCCGCCCGCCCUCGGCUUCGCCGGCACCGUGCCCGAUCAGGCGCCUAAUCAGGACUUCGGAACUAAUAAUACAGUACUUCCGGAUACAACAGGCGUGGAUUUGGAUCAACAGCUGUCUGGACUGGUUGGCUCGUCGCCCUCGCAUCAUGGCAGUCUGCUGCCACGGUACAACAACAACGCCGACUACGGCCUGUCGACGGGGCCGCGUUCGCUUAGCGAUAACAGCUCCCAGCCCGAGUCGCCGGUCCAAGACGACUUGCUUACCUCCAACACGACCACCAACAUCGGCCACAAUCACUCAAACAGUUCCAACUUCCCCUCCCUCAUGGGUUCACAGAACUCGUACGGUGGAGGGAAUUGUAACAAUUCCCUUUACCCCGUUCUACCCGCUAGUCUACUAUACAGUCAGUUGUACACAGCGGCGAAUCAGACACAUAAUUUUCAUUCUUUACAUUCGAAUUCGAUACAUUCGACACAAAAUCAUCAUAACGAAUUACAAACGAUGAUGGAUCAGAUAUCUUCAACAACGAAUAAUCACAGACAGCACGGUAAUCACGGACAAGGAGAUUUGUUACUGGGCGGCGGAAACUCUUGCGCCGCGGCGGCUUCCAGAGGUGAAGACGGCAGAGUGAACAGCCUAGGACAGCGCGGCAAUCCUCAGCCGGACAGUAACACUGUUUGGCGGCCAUAUUAAAACAUUUUACAGCUUAAAUUCAAACGUAACA